AUGGAUCAGCUCAAGCGAAACGGAUUUCAAUUCGACGCGGUGCCUUUUGCCGGGUGGCUGCAGUUGCUGGAGGCGAGUGAAGCCCGACACGAAGAGAAGAUCAACCCAGCCGUGAAGCUGAUCUAUCAUUACCGGAAGUUAUAUGGCCAGGGGGCCGCCGCCGGGCUCGCCAAGACCUUCGCGAUGCAGAAUGCCCGACGCGACAGCGAGACCCUCCGGGAGGGCACCAAAAUGCUGGAAGGCGGUGUCCUCUGCCGCUAUGCCCGGGAUUGGCUGAAACGCUGGGAGAGGCCUAGCUCUGCGCGACCGGGCGAGGCCCCGAGUCUAGCGACCGCCAGCUAA
Messenger RNA from Aspergillus melleus, 342 nucleotides. RefSeq lists its product as uncharacterized. The record is from RefSeq and is a predicted model, not a curated record. Lineage: Eukaryota; Fungi; Ascomycota; Eurotiomycetes; Eurotiales; Aspergillaceae. The transcript has a single exon. Bases 1 to 342 code for a protein of 113 amino acids.